UGCAGGUCUUGUUCCAGAUACCACAAUAAAGCAAGUAUCUCAAUAAAGCAACCUAAUGAGGCCUCUCUUGAAUUAUGGUAUUGCUUGUAUGUCUAUGGGCUUUCUGGUUGAAGAAAAUGAACCAGUAGUUUGGAGAGGCCUUAUGGUAAUGUCGGCCAUUGAGAAACUGUUGAGGCAGGUAGAUUGGGGUCAACUGGACUACUUAGUUGUUGACAUGCCACCAGGAACUGGAGAUGUGCAGCUAUCAGUCUCACAGAAUAUUCCUAUAACAGGUGCUGUGAUUGUCUCCACGCCCCAGGACGUCGCAUUGAUGGAUGCGCACAAGGGUGCUGAGAUGUUUCGCAAAGUCCAUGUGCCCGUCCUUGGCCUUGUCCAAAACAUGAGUGUUUUCCAGUGUCCAAAAUGUAAACACAAAACUCAUAUUUUUGGUGCUGAUGGUGCGAGGAAACUAGCACAGACCCUUGGUCUUGAAGUUCUAGGAGACAUUCCCUUACACCUUAAUAUAAGGGAAGCUUCAGAUACAGGCCAGCCAAUUGUGUUUUCACAGCCUGAAAGUGAUGAGGCCAAAGCUUACUUGAGGAUUGCUGUGGAAGUGGUAAGAAGAUUGCCAUCACCUUCAGAAUGAUUCCCCAAGUGUCCUGGAAAUUUGCCUGGUACUGACAUUAAGAGGACCUUUGGAAAUCAGCAAUGUGGUGAUGGAACCUACAGAAAUAAUAGAAAUCAUAACGAUUUUAUUUCUAAGGAAAUAAUGACUUCAGAUCUGAUUUGCUAAGCUAAGAUUCACAAAACUUUGAUGUAUCAAUGUUAACUACUAUAUUUAGGAAUUUUUUGAAAGCUGGUGUAUACCACCUGCAAAGAACUGCAUUUUAUUUUAUUGAAUUGCCCCUUUGGGAAUCAUGAGUUUAUGAUGUUACAAGUCCAUUUUGGGAGAGAACUGUACACUUUUUACAGGACCACAGAGUUAGUAGUUUAAAUGAUAUACUAAAUUUGUGUAUGAGCAUAAGUAUUACACCUCCCCACCAGGCAAUUUGGACUGUCUUUGAAUCCUGUCUUUAGUACUAUCUUGGAUAUGUUCUUAAUAUGAACCUCUGCUUCUUCAUCUGGAUCACACCGUACCCCACACUUAAUGAAUCUCAGUCUCUAGGAGUGGAGCCUGAACAUAUGUGUUUUUAAUAAGACCAUUAUGAUGUUGAUGAUGAUUCUGAUAAUGAUAGCAGUAAUAGUAAUAGCUAACAUUUAACAAGUUAAUUAUAAUUAUUCUUCCAUUUGUGUGAGUGGGUACUAUUAUCUCCAUUUUACAGAUAAGUAAUUUGAGAUAUAAUUUGAAGACACUCAACCUUGAGUGUCUUGCUGAGGGUUACUGUAUCUAGCAAGUGAUGGAGCUUGGAUUUGAACUUGAGUAAUUCAAUAUUAGGUUCAUCCUUUUGUACACCAAUGUGCUUUUGUUAAAUAAAAAUAGGGGGGUGGGCAGCUGGACACAGUGGCUCACACCUAUAAUCCCAGCACUUUGGGAGGUUUAGGCGGGUGGAUCAUGAAGUCAGGAGUUUGAGACCAGCCUGACUGACAUGGUGAAACCCCAUCUCUACUAAAAAUAAAGAUUAGCUGGGUGUGGUGGCAUACACCUGUAAUCCCAGCUACUCUGGAGGCUGAGUCAGGAGAAUCACUUCAACCUGGGAGGCAGAGGUUGCAGUGAGCAGAGAUUGUGCCACUGCAAUCCAGCCUGGUCGAUGAAGUGAGACUCCACCUCAAAAAAAAAAAUAAAUAAAUAAAUGAAUAAAAUUUUUAAAAAGUGGGGGGAGAUGCAAUAUUUAGCAUUUCCUCAAACUUUUUUUGGCCAUGAAAUCCACUCCCUGCCUUUUUAAGAGCAUUUCGUGGAGUUCACAUUUCAAAUAAUACAUUUUAAAAAACAUUUAUCUUGUCUAAUUGAAGCUCAAAGAGAUAGAGUCAAUGACUUUUCAAAGUCGGGUAGCAGACAGUUUUAAAGCUGAAAGUACUGAUAAGAGUGAGCCAUUAGAUAAUUGGCAUUUAUAAAGAAGUGGUCUGUCACUUUUGGCAAAUGCCUUGACAUCGUUGCUCUAUAGUUAUCAACCAGAAAAUUAAGCGUAGAGUUUCACACUAUUAUAAGCAUGUUUUCACACAAAAACAUAUAGAUUGAUGUUUAUUGCAACUUUAUGUGUAAUAACCAAAAACAACCCAGAUUUUCUUCAUUGGAUGAAUGGUUAAACAAGCUGUGGUACAUUCAUACCAUGAAUACUACUCAGCAAUAAAAAAGAACAAACUAUGGGUACAUGCAGCAACUUAUAAUUCCAGAGAAUUAUACUGAAUGAAAAAAGUCAAUUUAAAAAGGUUUCAUACCAAAAGAUUCAAUUUAUAUAACAUUCUUGAAGUGACAUAAUAUUAUAGAAAUGGAGAACAGAUUAGUGGUGGCUAUGUUAAGGAGGGGGUGAGGAUGGGAGAGGAUUGGGUGUGGCUGUGAGAAACAUGAGGGAUCCUUGUAAUGAUGGAAAUGUUCUGUAUCACAACUAUCAAUGUCAAUAUCUCAGUUGUGAUAUUGUGCUAUAGUCUUGCAAGAUGUUACCACUGGGGGAAACUGGGUGAAGGGCACAUGGAAUCUCUGUAUUACUUCUUUCAACUGCAUGUAAAUCUACAAUUAUCUCAAAAUAAAAAUAAAAGUUAAAAAAC
Molecule: messenger RNA, 2682 nt
Organism: Mandrillus leucophaeus (drill)
Lineage: Eukaryota; Metazoa; Chordata; Mammalia; Primates; Cercopithecidae
Gene: NUBPL
Product: nucleotide binding protein-like
Exons: 8
Coding region: 56-625 (189 amino acids)
Biological process (GO): mitochondrial respiratory chain complex I assembly; iron-sulfur cluster assembly
Cellular component (GO): mitochondrion
Molecular function (GO): ATP-dependent FeS chaperone activity; ATP binding; 4 iron, 4 sulfur cluster binding
Source: RefSeq, a predicted model, not a curated record